Messenger RNA from Cornus florida, 549 nucleotides. RefSeq names its product F-box/kelch-repeat protein At3g23880-like. The transcript has a single exon. The coding region runs from base 1 to 549 and encodes 182 amino acids. Gene Ontology annotation, molecular function: protein binding. The record is from RefSeq and is a predicted model, not a curated record. NCBI's taxonomy places the organism in Eukaryota, Viridiplantae, Streptophyta, Magnoliopsida, Cornales, Cornaceae.
AUGAAGAGAGAGAAAAGAGAUGAGUCGGCGCCAUUACCAUCCCUUCCUUGUGAUCUCAUAUUCAACAUUCUGUUAGGGUUACCCGUCAAGUCUAUUCUCCGAUUCAAGUGUGUGUGCAAGUCAUGGCUCACUUUGUUCACCGACCCUGACUCUGUGAAGAAACAUCUCAGCCGAUCCCAAACCUCCAAACUCAUAGUUUCAUGUCGGUCUUCCACUUCAUGCCCUACACUCCUCGUAGUACCAACAUGUGGUACUGAUGGUGAGAAUCGUGAUCCAAGACCCAUUCACCAUAUUGAAACCAGGGGUAGAAAGUUCAACAUCUUGGGUUCCUGUGAUGGCUUGGUAUUAUAUGGAACUGGUCCUAAUCCCGAUAGGCGUUACUCCAACAGGCUUUACUUGCUGAAUCCUUCGACGGGAAAACACUUGUCAAUUGAAAAUAUUACAGACUCAGAGUCAAACUCAGACUCAGCCUCGUACGGAUUUGGUUAUGAUGAAUCUAUUGAUGAUUUCAAAGUGGUGGCAAUCUCCCCCUCAUCCUAUAAGCUAUAA